AACAGGUCUGCAGCUAGUAAAGGGUGAAUACAUUAUGACAGGAUUUUUGGUUUUGGGUAUAAACGCUGCUUAAAUACAGCAGAAUUUUUAACUUAAACUGCUGUAGAGUGUAGUUUCAAGCCUAGUUAAUCACAUGAAACAUGAAAUUCAAGGUCACUUGAUAACUAAAAAAAAAAUGACACACUCAAAUCCAUAGUGUUUUGAGAUGAAAUCAAAUAUUCAAGUAAGUAUAUAUGAGAGAGAGUGUGCUCUGUGGACUUGGUGUGUGUUUUCGGUAGAGUUUGAAAAAAUGGGCUAUAUGCAAUCAUGGUCUUAUAAAAGAAAACAUUCAGAAAUUGAUUUAAAAAUUGAUGCCCAAAAAGUGCUUAGUGCUGGACAAAGCCAGAAAGUGUGAAAAAGAGUGGCUGGAGAUUGUUGACACCCGUUACAAGUUAGAUCAAAACCAGGCCGAGCUUCAUAAUUUAAACAAACAUUUUGAAAUAUAUUUUAUUUAAUUAAAAUUGAUUCCUGAAAAACACAUGUCCUCUAACUUAUAAGGAAAACGAAAGGAAAAUACUAGAUUCAGUAGAUUCACAUUAUUAUGUUUUUAAAUCCCAUCCACACAUCUUUAAUCUAAUUCAUUUCUGACUUCAUAUCCUUAUACAUUAAAUAUACAUAUAAAAAGAAAUAAAACUCUUCAAGUAGACUACUCCCACUGAGAUCAUGAAGUAAUGUGGACUAUCAGUUCUGUUCAGAUACCAUGAUAUUUGCCGCCCUCAAGUGGUUGAGAAAGAGAAUACAACCAAUAAGAAAGUAUUAGCGACGCAGCAUUAUACUGCAGAAGUACGGAAUUAAAUAUUAUAAAAGUGUUUGAACAAGUAUUAAAACAAGUAGAUUUACAUUUAUAAUAUGAUUUAAUAUUUAUUUUAGCUUUAUUUUAGGCAUUACUAUAAGAAUUGUCAGGUAUUAUGUAUGCAAUAUGUAGUUCAGCAAAUUUUAAAACAAAACAAAUUGAUCUCAAGGACAUUUUAUUUGAUGUCAUAAUUAGAACGUCAAAGUGGAAUGUUAAGGCUUGACGGUGUAAUUUAGUUUUAGUGGGUAGUUUGGAGUGAGACAGUGCGUUUGUUUUAUCAUGGGUCAGCGAAUUUCUUGUCUGAAUAUAGCGACAGAGUCGGAGUGUGUGUACAGUUUACAUCCUAGUACACCACUUCAGUUAAAUAAUGACACGCCUCGUCAAGAAAACCAUCAGCUUGAUGAGAGCCGUGUUGUUCCUUGUGAGGAAGAUGGAGAAGGGAGUUUGGUAAAGGAGAAAAAGAAAGAGAAGAAAAAAUCGAGUUUUUGGAGAAAGCUGUUCCGCUUUUCACGCCCAAGAACUGGAAGGGGUAAAAAGGUGGAGCAGGUGGACAGUGAGAAGGUGAAGCCAGUCACCGAAGCAGAACCUUCUACUGAUGGUAAAUCCCUUUAUUUUUUGUGUGACUGCAAUUUUUUUUUAUAUAAAAAUGAUCACCUUAGCUUUAAAAUAUUGUCUCUGCAAAUGUAUUUGUAAAAGGAUUGAAACGUUUCUGUGUGUUUUAAUUAAAGUAAAUGUUGAAUGUAUGUUCCCCUCUUUAGAUCAAACCUCAGUAGGAAACAUCCCAAACCCUGUUGAGCAUCAUGAAUCCCAGCAAGCUCCUAACAGCCUUGAGGUUCCUUCCUCCAUCAUUGACCUGCAAAUACAGGAACAGUGUGAGAAUGUGGAGCUGGAGGAAGAAACGUCUACUGAUGAUCCAACUUCAGUGGAGACCAUAUCUUCUGUAGAGAGUUAUGGUCCUCAGAACACUCCCAACAGUAGUUUUGAGAUUCCUCUCUUCACUGUUGACGAGCAAAUCCAGGAGUUUCCAGAUGAUCUGUCAGAGGAAGAAACUGUGUGUCCUCUGGCAGAAAACCCAAGCCAAGACAUGGUCUUGAUUAUUGGGAGCAUGUGCUGGACCUACAACAUGGGUGAGCUACUGGGAGAAGGAGGAUUUGGUGCCGUAUAUGCUGGUGUCCGUGCCCAUGAUGAUCUUCCGGUGGCAAUCAAGUUUGCCAAAAAAAUGGAGGGCAUGGAAUAUCUCUACGUUCCUGGCCUUCCAGAACUUGUACCACUUGAAAUCGGCCUUACACUUAUGGCAAACAAGGGUCCCAGCUCACCCAACAUAAUCGAUCUGCUGGAUUGGCAGGACUUUCCAGACUAUUAUAUAAUGGUCCUGCAGCGCCCUUCACCAUGCCUGAGUGUGUUCAAGCUGUUGGAGAGCUGUGGCAACAUCUUUGAAGAAAGGUUUGCUCGGUAUGUGAUGCGCCAGGUUAUCGAGGCAGCUGAGACCUGCUGCCGGCGCGGAGUAUUCCACAGAGAUAUAAAGUUGGAGAACUUGAUCAUCAACACACACACCAUGGAUGUCACACUGAUUGACUUCGGCUGUGGGAACCUGUUCCAUGAAACAGAGUACCACACUUUUAGUGGUAUGUACAGUAUUAAAACUUUAGUGUCAUGACACACAAGCUGCUGAAUACAGUAAAAACAAACUGUUGUAACUCAGACAUGCAAAUCUCUUUCCUCCAGGCACAGAGAUGUACUGCCCUCCGGAAUUUUUCGAAACGGGCAAAUACUUUGCACGGCCAGCAACCGUGUAUUCGCUUGGAGUGCUGCUAUACACUAUGGUGUGCGGUUACAUGCCAGACCACACGGAUCGGGAAAAGAUGCAGCACUGGCUCUGGUAUCUGCCGUCCUUGUCCUGUGGUAAGAACUUGAAAAAAUUGUAACAAUCAUACAAAAAAGUGUCUGACAAAGCCACUUGGCUCAGCUGUCCAAAAUGCCAUCAGGAGAUGUAAAGGAUGUUUAAAGUAAUAGUCAAACAUUAAUCCUGUCUUUCAGAAUGCAGUCAUCUCAUAAAUGCCUGUCUGCAUCCCGAUCCCAGCGAGAGGAUACAACUGGAGCAGAUUCUCCUCCACGACUGG
Danio rerio (zebrafish) is the source of this 2952-nucleotide messenger RNA. Lineage: Eukaryota; Metazoa; Chordata; Actinopteri; Cypriniformes; Danionidae. The record is from RefSeq and is a predicted model, not a curated record.